AUGGAAGAAAUGGGCUCCUGCAAUGGUUUGGUACUUGUAGGCCAACCGUAUCGCGAUCAUUACGAGAACUUGUCUAUCUGGAACCAAUCUACUGGAUUGUUCCGCAAGAUUCCUAAUCCAAGUUUCAGGGUGAAGUCAAUGGGAAUGUGUAGAGACUAUAUAAAUUAUGGUUUUGGUCAUGUGUCCGCCAGCGACGACUACAAACUUGUCUUCAUAAUACCUGCCCCCGGUGAUAUGCUGGAAGUCCUUAUCUUCUCUCUGAGUGCCAACAUUUGGAAAGUUAUUAGAGCUCCUUACUCGUCAUGGCCAGGCCGGAUUAGUGGGCAGGGGACUUUUUCAAAUGGAGCAAUUCACUGGGUCAUUCCCCGCGGAAAUGAGACUUUGAACCCAGUUAUAUAUGCUUUUAUUUUGGCAGAGGAGGACUUCCGGCUAGUGCCAUUGCCACCUGUUCUGUGGCAAAUUGAAGAAGGCAGAAAUCAGACAGAGAUAACAACUCUGGUUCAUUUAGGAGGAUACCUUUGCAUAUGGUCUCUGGACCGGAAGGCUGAAUCUUGGGUUAAACUCUUUCAAUUUCAUACACACGAUCUCCGCCAUAUCUUUUCUGGAUACUGCCUAUGGGAUCUGUGUUUCAUUACAGAAAGUGAUACGAUGGUGUUAAUACUGAAUAAGGAGUUGUUAUGGAUUGGAUGCCGUAACGAAGAGAAGCCGGUCUGCAGUGGAAGGUAUAGGCUUGAGAAGGUACAGCCUAAGGUGCAGAGCCUGGCAUUUUAUUUUCGCGCGACCGUAUGUGAUGAAACUCCAGUUUCUAUAGCUGAAUGA
Messenger RNA from Rosa chinensis, 819 nucleotides. Its product is annotated as F-box/kelch-repeat protein At3g06240. The transcript has a single exon. NCBI's taxonomy places the organism in Eukaryota, Viridiplantae, Streptophyta, Magnoliopsida, Rosales, Rosaceae. The coding region runs from base 1 to 819 and encodes 272 amino acids. The record is from RefSeq and is a predicted model, not a curated record.